AUGGCGUCCCCGCCGGUAGUCAGCUUUCCGAUCUUCACGGCGGUCAGGGCGUUUGGCGUCGCCAUCACUGUUCUUCUCCUCACGUGGGCCCUUCAUUUCCGGGGAGGCCUUGCUCUCGUCUCUGACAACAAAGAUCUCAUCUUUAACGUCCAUCCAGUGUUGAUGGUGUUUGGGCUGGUUCUAAUCAAUGGUGAAGGGAUGCUUGCAUACAAGAAUCUAUCUGGAACUAAAAGCUUCAAAAAAGCAGUUCAUCUGGCAUUGCAGUUUGUUGCUCUCAUUUUGAGCGUCAUUGGUAUCUGGGCUGCUUGGAAGUUUCACAUUGACAAGGGCAUUGACAAUUUCUACAGCCUCCAUUCUUGGUUAGGCCUUGCAUGCUUUUUCCUAUUCUCCAUCCAGUGGGGUGCUGGGUUUGCAACAUUUUGGUACCCUGGAGGGUCAAGAAAUAGUAGAGCAACCUUAUUGCCAUGGCAUGUGUUCUUUGGUAUGUAUAUCUAUGCCUUGGCUAUAGCCACAACUGUUACUGGUAUUUUGGAAAAAGCUACGUUCCUUCAGGUGAACAAGAUCAUAUCACGCUAUUCCAAUGAAGCACUUCUGGUUAAUUCUUUAGGCAUUUUGAUAGUCAUUUUAGGUGGCUUUGUGAUUCUUGGACUUGUUACUCCAGUUUAUGGUAAAGCUGAUGUCAUAAGGGGGAAUGAGUAA
This is a messenger RNA of Sphenostylis stenocarpa, 699 nucleotides long. The record is from the annotation of a GenBank genome assembly. NCBI's taxonomy places the organism in Eukaryota, Viridiplantae, Streptophyta, Magnoliopsida, Fabales, Fabaceae.